Hypoxylon trugodes is the source of this 1543-nucleotide messenger RNA. RefSeq lists its product as uncharacterized. The record is from RefSeq and is a predicted model, not a curated record. NCBI's taxonomy places the organism in Eukaryota, Fungi, Ascomycota, Sordariomycetes, Xylariales, Hypoxylaceae. The transcript is spliced from 7 exons. The coding region runs from base 92 to 1471 and encodes 459 amino acids.
CAAAAAUAUAAUUCCAAACGUACAGUCAUUAUCACUGGAAAUGGAUUGUGGGUGAUAUGUAUGCCAUUGAGAACAUUGUAGUCGAGACGGAAUGGACUGGCUACGAGAGGAACCAUUCAUAACCGCCGAAGAUACGAAUAUCUUCAAAUUCCGAUGUGGAUCUGGUGUUGCGCUCGAGAUAUCCCGAGGCGAAAAUACCUCCUGGUGUUCCCGAGAUCAGAAGUUGGUUUCUGAUUCGGAUUGGGAUUCAUGGCUUGACACCGUAGAAGCCUCGGGUUUUCAUACCCGGACAGACGGCAUCUGUUUAAUACUCCUCGAGAGAGCCGAAAGUAAAUGGUUCGACUCUAUGUUAGCGUCUCAACUCCCAUUCUCGAGGGAAAUAUUUGAUAAAAUCACAAAGAAGCUCUUCGUGCACAGUUCCAUUGCGAGGGUCAUCAAUAGGAAUACAGUACCGCACUGCUCUUGUCAAUUCAAUGCGUGGGGCCCGGACGCUCCAGGGGCUAUUGCCUACAAUUGUCGAUCUUCGGCAGCUUGGCCUGAUGAUAUGGCGCUUUCGGCUACCUACUUUCCCGACCGAAGAUUUACCUAUGCGGUCGUGUAUGGCUGUCCUAGUCAUGCCGUCGCAACAAUUAAGUCUCGUCUUUUAGAUUGCCGACUUAAUACGUUUCAUCCAUUAACUUUACCGACUAUUCUUUCUGAUAUUGAGCGUUACCGCCACGUCGAUAUGGUGAACACAUACGUUAGCAAGUUGGUUCAACGAGUGCUAGACAUGGGAAACCCGACACAAGUCUCCAAAUCGACAAGUCAAUCCAGCAACUCCGAACUUGAAAAGCAGCUUACGGAAGACUCUAAGCGUGCAGCAGAUGAUGGCUCUGUGAUGGAAUGGCUAGAAAUGAGCCAUAUCCGCAACGAACUAAUAGACUGGCAAGCCCAACUUAGAAACCUGGUGCAACACGUCAACGACUUAGAAAGGUUUCGGUAUGAAGAGACUAUAGGGCCUAUUGCGGAAGGUGUAUUCAUCAGCAUGAGGGAUCAAGGGGUUCGAAUUAAGGAGCGGCUGAUACAAAUCAUCAAUGAAUAUGAUGCUAAAGCGAGAGAAUGCUCUACCAUCAUCGAUGGGAUGAGUUUCGCAACCCAGACGGAGUGGAAUAAAAUCGCGCGGGCGGACACGAAAACGAACUUGAAGAUAUCAAAGUCGACUAUGGAUAUAUCGAGAGCCACCCAGAGAGAUGGGAACCAUAUGCGAUCUAUCGCUUUGCUAACAAUGACAUUCCUUCCUGGUACCUUCGUUGCUACACUCUUUUCAAUGUCCUUUUUCGACUGGAAGCAGCAGAAUAAUAGUAUGAUGUCGCCUUAUAUUUGGAUAUAUGCUGCAGUGACUGUCAUCCUGACGGUAGUUACCUUUGCAGUCUGGUACUAUUGUACUGGUAAUAAGUCUCUUAUUAAGAAGAAGAACAUUCUCCCACUGUAGGAAUACAGAUACAUAGAGAUCGAUCUAAAUAGCAGUAUUUACGGUCUGGCGCCCUCGGCUUUCCAAGGUUAU